Rosa chinensis is the source of this 1717-nucleotide messenger RNA. RefSeq names its product lysM domain-containing GPI-anchored protein 2. The transcript has 4 exons. The coding region runs from base 391 to 1452 and encodes 353 amino acids. Lineage: Eukaryota; Viridiplantae; Streptophyta; Magnoliopsida; Rosales; Rosaceae. The record is from RefSeq and is a predicted model, not a curated record.
CCAGAGCCGUGCUAACAUGGUUCCACACAGUCCAUACUAGAGAACACAAGGACCAGAUACAGUUGUCCAUUUCUGUGAACGUAAUGAACACCUCCAAACAUAGGCGCCAAAAUAAACAAACGAACAUUAUCCCACACACUACAUAGCGACAUAGGCCACGAGAGGAACAGAGCACAACCCCGAAGUCUUCCCACCCUUCACUGCAGUCAAGGUCGUCCUCCUCUCCCAGUUCUGACCCGCACCUUCCGCCACUCAAAAACUCCACUCCUUUGUACUUUUCCACCUCCUUCUUCUUAUUCCUUCCACAAUCCAUGGUACCUUUCUGCUCCCACUGAUUUCCCAUUAAUAUUAAACCCCCACCCAACUCAAUCCUUAAACCCAAAACCCAAAAUGAGUUUCUCUAACCUCACCCUGCUCCUCACCCUCGCCCUCCUCAUCUCAACCCUCACCGCCCCCUCCUCCGCCGCCACCUUCAACUGCACUACCCCCUCCGCCAAUUCCACCUGCCAAUCCCUCAUCGACUUCGCCCCCAUAAACGCCACUACUCUCAACGCCGUCAAGACCCUCUUCAACAUCACCCACCUCCGCACCUUACUCGGAGCCAACAACCUCCCCCUCUCGACCCGACCCAACGAACCCGUCACCGCCAACCAGAAGCUCCGAAUCCCCUUCUCCUGCCGCUGCUCCAACGGCUCCGGCGUCUCCUACCACCGCCCCCAGUACAUCGUCAAGGCCGGCGACGGCCUCGACUACAUAGCCACCAGCUUGUUCUCGCGCCUGGUCACGUACCAGGAGAUCGCCCGGGUCAAUGGCAUACCCGACCCGAAUAAGAUCGAGGUCGGGCAGAAGCUGUGGAUCCCACUGCCUUGUAGCUGCGACAAAGUGGACGGCGAGGAAGUAGUGCAUUACGGACACGUGGUGGACCCUGGGAGCACGGUGCAGGGGAUCGCCGAGGAGUAUGGGACCACCCAAGAGACGCUCCUUCGGAUCAAUGGGAUGCCUGACCCCAAUGAACUCGAGGCUGGUCAGGUCCUUGAUGUUCCUCUCAAAGCUUGUGCAUCGUCAGUACGAGAUGACUCGAUAGAUUCCCCGUUACUUGUUCCUAAUAACACCUAUGUCUUCACUGCUUUCAAUUGUGUGAAGUGCCAAUGUAGUUCUGCGAACAACUGGAAAUUACAAUGCGAGCCAUCAAAUCUUAAUUCGAAAUGCCCUUCGAUGCAAUGCCAAGAUUCAAAUCAAUUAUACAUUGGCAACACCACAUCUUCCUCCUCCUGCAAUCAAACAACUUGUGCCUAUAGGGGGUACGAUAACCAAACCAUUUUUACAGAUCUGGUAGCUCAGUCCACCUGUUCAACUCCUAGCAUCGCUUCAAAGAUGGGAUUACACAGCUGGAGUUGGAACUUCCUUUUCGUCUCAAUUCACUUGGCUCUUCUUUGUCUUCAUCUUCUAUGAUGAAAUAUCUGUGUAAGUUUGUACGAGAUUGUCCAGUUUUUGCUUGUGUUAGGAGGAUGAUGAAGCAGACUCAUAUGGUGCAAUUCUUCUGUACAUCCUUAAUGUACGAGUAUAUAUCAAAUUUGUGACCAAGCAUGCUUGAUCAUGCCUUCUGGAGAGUAGAUUUCCUCUUGUUAGGAAUCAAAUACAACCUUGUUUCAACCAUGCUUUGGACUCAUCUUGUAGCAAUGCCAUUUUUAAAUGUUAUCAUACAUUCUGUUCUGUA